Rhizophagus irregularis DAOM 181602=DAOM 197198 is the source of this 1081-nucleotide messenger RNA. Lineage: Eukaryota; Fungi; Glomeromycota; Glomeromycetes; Glomerales; Glomeraceae. The record is from RefSeq and is a predicted model, not a curated record.
UAAAGAUUAAAAGAUUGGUAUUUAUUUUAUAAAAAUUUUAAAUUUUAAUCUUAAUAUUUAUAGUUAAAAUCGAAUUAUUACAGUUUUACAACAGAUAGAACAGAUAGCGGAAAUCCUAUGUUGAUUGAAACUUUUGGUUUUACAAAAGACCCUCGAGUGGAUGGAUUAGAUAGUUAUAUAUUAGUUAUGGAAUAUGCUCCAAUUGGAGAUUUACAUAAUUAUCUACAAAUGAACUUUACAAUAAUUGAUUGGAGAGAAAAAAUUUUUAUUCUAUAUAAUCUUACAAUUGGGUAUUUAAAUUUUAGGCAUAUUGGUAAAUGAUUAAUUUAUAAUACAAAUUUAUUAAUUAUUACUAUUUUAGACUUCUGAGUAUUCAUGAUACAAAUCUCAUACAUCGAGAUUUACACAGUGGAAAUAUGUUGAUAACUGGCUAUGAUUGUAAAAUCGGAGAUCUAGGAUUAUCACAAUCUGCAAAUGAUACCUUAUUGGAUAAUGAAAUUUAUGGAGUGAUACCUUAUAUUGCACCAGAAAUAUUUAUGGGGUCAGCAUUUUCUAAAGAAUCUGAUAUUUAUAGUCUGGGUAUGAUUAUGUGGGAACUUACAACAGGUUGUAAGCCUUUUGCUAAUGUUGAACAUGGUAUUGAUCUAAUUAUCAAAAUUAUUGAUGGUGCACGACCUGAAAUUACAGAAGAUACAAUAGAAUGGUAUGCUAAUUUAAUGAAAAGUUGUUGGGACCCUGAUCCCAAAAAAAGACCUUCUAUAGAUAUCAUUAAAGAUAUUUGUAAAAAAUGGGACAAACGAGAAUAUGAUGGUCAAGUUGAUCAAGUUGAUCAAGCUGACUUAAAAAGGAAAAAGUUGAUAGAUUCAAAAAAGCUUGGUCCUGAGUUUAGUGAAAAGUCUCAUCCAAAUGCUAUUUAUACAAGUAAAUUAUUAAGUUCUUACAUUUCUAAAUGCUCAUCUAUAUUUUCUAAAUGUUCAUCUAUCAAUUCUUCAUCAAAAGAUUACAUUUCAAACGAGUUAGAAUUUUGACAUAGACAUUAAAAGGUAUUUAAAAUUAAAAAUAUUUGAUAAGUAAUUUAUAA